This is a messenger RNA of Owenia fusiformis, 963 nucleotides long. Lineage: Eukaryota; Metazoa; Annelida; Polychaeta; Sabellida; Oweniidae. The record is from the annotation of a GenBank genome assembly.
GGGCUAUAUUCUAGGUAUUAAAACAUUGAUGAGUUACCCAGGCUAUAUUCUAGGUAUUAAAACAUUGAUGUGUUACCUGGGCUAUAUUCUAGGUAUUAAGACAUUGAUGUGUUACCUGGGCUAUAUUCUAGGUAUUAAAACAUUGAUAUGUUACCCGGGCUAUAUUCUAGGUAUUAAAACAUUGAUGUGUUACCUGGACCGCUAUAUUCUAGGUAUUAACACAUUGAUAUGUUACCAAGGCUAUAUUCUAGGAAUUAAAACAUUGAUGAGUUACCUGGGCUAUAUUCUAGGUAUUAAAACAUUGAUGAGUUACCUGGGCUAUAUUCUAGGUAUUAAAACAUUGAUGUGUUACCUGGGCUAUAUUCUAGGUAUUAAAACAUUGAUUUGUUACCUGGGCUAUAUUCUAGGUAUUAAGACAUUGAUGUGUUACCUGGGCUAUAUUCUAGGUAUUAAAACAUUGAUAUGUUACCUGGGCUAUAUUCUAGGUAUUAAAACAUUGAUGUGUUACCUGGGCUAUAUUCUAGGUAUUAAAACAUUGAUGUGUUACCUGGGCUAUAUUCUAGGUAUUAAAACAUUGAUGUGUUACCUGGGCUAUAUUCUAGGAAUUAAAACAUUGAUGAGUUACCUGGGCUAUAUUCUAGGUAUUAAAACAUUGAUGUGUAACCUGGGCUAUAUUCUAGGUAUUAAAACAUUGAUGUGUUACCCGGGCUAUAUUCUAGGUAUUAAAACAUUGAUGUGUUACCUGGGCUAUACUCUAGGUAUUAAAACAUCGAUGUGUUACCCGGGCUACAUUCUAGGUAUUAAAACAUUGAUGAGUUACCCGGGCUAUAUUCUAGGUAUUAAAACAUUGAUGUGUUACCUGGGCUAUAUUCUAGGUAUUAAAACAUUGAUGUGUUACCUGGGCUAUAUUCUAGGUAUUAAAACAUUGAUAUGUUACCUGGCCUAUAUUCUAGGUAUUAAAAC